AUGACAUAUAUCUCUUUGUUGCCGGUUAUCUUCGGUGUUGUAUUUGCUACAGUCGGCGAUUAUUACUUUACGAAAAUGGGCUUUUUCCUUACCGUACUCGGCACUUUGUUGGCUGCUUUGAAAACUGUUGUCACCAACCGCGUCUUAGUUGGUCGUCUAAAACUGCAUCCCUUUGAUCUGUUAUUGCGAAUGUCACCAUUGGCCUUCGUUCAGACUGUUAUCUAUGCUUAUGUGACUGGAGAGUUGAACAGAGUUAGAACGUUCAGUAAAAAUUCAAUGACUACAUCACUUGUCAUUGCUCUAAUGACAAACGGCGUCAUCGCUUUUUUCUUGAAUUACGUUAGUUUCACAGCAAAUAAGAAGACAUCUCCAUUGACUAUGACAGUCGCAGGGAAUGUCAAGCAGGUACUUUCAAUAAUUCUAGCAGUAGUGAUAUUCAACCUCACGAUAACGCCAACAAAUGGUUUGGGUAUUUUCCUCACUUUGCUUGGAG
Paraglomus brasilianum is the source of this 493-nucleotide messenger RNA. NCBI's taxonomy places the organism in Eukaryota, Fungi, Glomeromycota, Glomeromycetes, Paraglomerales, Paraglomeraceae. The record is from the annotation of a GenBank genome assembly.